This is a messenger RNA of Bombyx mandarina (wild silkworm), 3320 nucleotides long. RefSeq names its product importin beta11 (gene Impbeta11). Gene Ontology annotation, cellular component: nuclear envelope; cytosol. The record is from RefSeq and is a predicted model, not a curated record. Gene Ontology annotation, biological process: protein import into nucleus. Lineage: Eukaryota; Metazoa; Arthropoda; Insecta; Lepidoptera; Bombycidae. Gene Ontology annotation, molecular function: small GTPase binding.
GGAGUUUCGCGAUUUUUUUACUUAACGUUAAUUUCGAUAUGUUUCGUUUGUUAAAACAUUCGGAGUUAUUCCUUUAGCGAAUAAAAUUAUUCUAUCCAUUUUGUUACAGUUCAUUUGUAAUUGGGCUACUUCGCUUCUUAUAUUCCAAUAAUUCGGAGGUAGUUAGGUUAUGUUAUGUCCUAUGUCGGAGGGUGAAAACUGAUCAUGGAUCCGAAUAUCUAUGCACUAGUGUUGGAUACCCUAAACAAGGCCACUAGCCAAGACACAGAAGUUUUAAAACCAGCUGAGAAAAAACUGCAGGAAUGGGAGAUAGAACCAGGAUAUUAUUCUGUCUUAUUGAAUGUGCUCACUAACCACUCAAUCGAUGUGAAUGUAAGAUGGCUUGCUGUCAUGUGCUUCAAGAAUGGAGUGGACAGGUACUGGAGGAGGAAUGCUCCUAAUGCCAUUUCAGAGGAAGAAAAACAGAAACUAAAACAGGGCUUGCUAACAACAAGUAUUUUAAGUGAACCUGUCUCCCAGAUAGCAACACAACAAGCAGUUUUGAUAUCAAAAAUCGCUAGGUUUGACUGUCCAGCUAACUGGCCAGAUUUAGUUCCAGAGCUAAUGGGUGCCAUGAAAACUACACAACCUUUGAUCCAGCACAGAUCUUUGUUAAUCUUUCAUCAUGUAGUCAAGGCUUUGGCUUCUAAAAGAUUAGUUGGUGACAGGAAGACAUUUCAGGAAUUAACCAACUCAGUGUAUUCAUUCAUAUUAAGUCUAUGGCACGAGAACACGGAGAUAUUUUUACGUCAGAUCCAAGAAGGGGCCGCCACCGAAAUAAUUACCGAACAUCUAGAGAAAGCCCUCCUGUGUCUUAGGAUAUUGCGAAAGUUGACAGUGUUCGGUUUCAAAAAGGCGCACGAGAGCCAAGAUGCUGUUGCUUUUUUAAAUGUAGUAUUCGAUCGGGCUAAGUCCAGCUUGGAAUGUCGUAAACUUCUAAAGGGUCGUGGGAUCUACUUAUUAGAGUUAUGCGAAAAAUUCAUAAUACAUUUAACCAAAGUAGCGUUAGGAGUAUUAUUUUUCCACCCGUUUUCGUACGUGCCUUUGAUCCGACCGUCUUUAGAAUUCGCUUUGUAUUAUUGCUUCACCGAGCCUGGAAUGGCUCUCAUAUACGAAAGAUUCACGAUACAGUGUCUUAAUAUAGUAAAAGGUAUAUUGCAGUGCAUCGAAUAUAAAGUGCCAAAGGGAACGGAACAGAUCAAGGAACCUAUGACAUUACAAGCGCAUCAAACUAAGAUGGAAGUGUUGGAUGCUAACACCCUCUGUCACAUGUGUAGGCACCUAGUGACUCACUAUUUCCUGCUCAGUAGCGACGAUUUAGCUUUAUGGGACGCCGAACCUGAGAGCUUCGCUAUCGAUGAAGCCGGUGAAUCCUGGAAAUACAGUCUGAGGCCGUGCACCGAAGCAUUAUUCAUGGAGCUGUUUCAAUUCCGCGAGGUCUUGUCUCCGGAGCUGGUGCGGCUGCUGGCGUCGCUGCAGCACCGGCAGGUGUCGCCCGACGACCUGCCCGCCAUACUCAACAAGGACGCCAUCUACAACGCUGUCAGGUUGGCCGCCUUCGACUUGUACGAUGAUGUCGAUUUCGAUGAGUGGUUCACGAACGUUUUAAGUCAAGAGUUGAAAAUCAAAGAUAAUAAUUUCAGAAUAAUAAGAAGGCGGGUCUGUCAGCUCAUAGGUCAGUGGUGCGGCGUGCGCGCGUCCCAAUGCCUGCGGCCCGCGAUGUACGAGGCGCUGCUGGCGCCGCUCGCGAGCCGCGACGAGGACGCCGCCGUCAAGCUCGCCGCGGCCGAGGCCCUCCGGAGCACCAUAGACGACUUCAACUUUGACGUGGAGCAGUUCGCGCCCUACGCGCCCCACGCCAUUGCCGCGCUUUACGAGCUCCUGGUGGAGUCGGAGGAGUGCGACACCAAGAUGCACGUGCUGCACGUGGUGUCGUGCGUGACGGAGCGCUGCGGGGCGGGCGUGGCGCGGGGCGGGGGCGCGGGGUCGCUCACCGCCUACCUGCCGCAGCUGUGGCACCACGCCGCCGCGCACCAGCACAACAUGCUGCGGGCCGCCGCACUGUCCGCCCUCGUGCACCUGCUCAAGGCGCUGGGCGAUUGCACACUGACCAUUAGACCGUGGAUCCUGAGCGUCGUCAACGAGUCCACGCGGCUGUCGGAGCCGGCGCACGUGUACUUGUUGGAGGACGCCCUGGAACUGUGGCUCGCCGUGCUGGAGACGUCCACCAGCGCCGACCCCGCCACGAUACAGCUCGCCGAGAACUUGUACCCCAUCAUAGAGCAAUCGACGGAGCACCACCGCAUCGUGGUGUACAUAAUGCAGGCGUACUCGCUGCUGUGCCCCGAGGAGUUCCUGCUGGGCGCCGGCGGCCGCUGCCUGUCGCUGCUGGACGACAUGAUGGCCGACAUGAGGUCCGACGGCGUGCUCUCCGUGCUCAAGAUGGCCGAGAUAUGCCUCAGCGUCACGCUACCGGAGAGGAACACGUUCCUCGGGGUCAAGGUCGUCUGGCCCAUACUCAUCAGAGUCAUUCAUUGUCUGAUGGAAUGCGACGACCUGCCCAUGGUGCUAUCCGUGCGCCUGUGCCUGGUCUCCCGCGUCAUACUGCGGUCCACGGACCUGUUCUACAAGGCGGUGCAGGAGGCGUCCAACGGCUACGUGGAAUACGAUUCGGACCCAGACAAAGUGCUGAACAGACUGCUGCACGUCUGGACGGAAAAAAUGAAUCUGGUCACUCAAGUCGAGAGGUGGAAGGUGGUUGGUCUGGGUCUGGCGGCGUUAUUGACGACGCAGAACGCAGUCGUCCUGCAGUGGUUCCCAGCGAUCCUGCUGAACCUGACCGAAGUACUCAAUGACGUCAUGAAAACCGAGAACAACGCUUACGUGGAUAGCCUGCUGGCCCCGCCCGGGUCGCGGCCGGCGUCGCCGCUGGAGGGCCGCGGGGGCGCGGGGCGGUGGGGCGCGGGCGGCGCGGGGGCGGCGGGCGGCGCGCCGUGCCCGCACGACGUGCGUCGCCGCGCGCUGGCGGACGCGCACCCCGCGCACGUGCUGGACCUCAGGGCCGUCACGCACCACCAGCUGGAGACGCUGAAGAGUCAGGUCGGCGCGGAGACGUUCCAGCGGCUGCUGCAGUCGGCGGACCCGGAGACGCUGCAGCAGCUCCGCGAGUACGUGCCGCUGUGAGCGCCGCCCCACUACUGGACGACUGCUGAAAGGAUAUUUGGCUUAAGCGACAAUUUUUUUAAUGGCUUAAAUAGGUGGACGAGCUCACAGUCCACCUG